CGAGCAGAAACCAAAGAUGACGGUGUGAGGCAAAAUGGAUCCAACCAAGCCCAGCCUGACUGCAAAGGCGCCACAUGUAAACAAUGGAGGGGCAAAUGAUUCACUCCUGGAGGAAACAGCGCUGAGCAGAGAGGCCGUAGACCCUGACAGGCUGAGGGACAUGGAGCCAGAUGUUGACCUGACAGCAGCUGCAGAGUUAAGCUAUCACCACAGGGGGUCAGAAGACAAGCAGAAAUACAGCACGAUGGGCUAUCAGAGACGGACGAAGGAGAAGGUGGUGACCGACUUUGCAACUCUGAGUAAAGGCUCCUCUGCUGGCGGAAAACCCCGAGCUGCACUGAGGCAGGUCCUGUUCAGUCAGGGAGUGUCUGACAAGACGUCUGAGCAAGAGCGAGGUCAGCUGGAUGGGUUGAAGCAGGACCUGGAGAACUUCACUGUGCCUGGCGAUCUGAAAUGGAGGUGGAUGGAGGAAAAUCAAGGAGCCACGCUGGAGAGCAGCUGGACAGACAUAGUGCAGUCUCACUCGACCAUGGCUAGGAUGCAGAGGCACCAACAGGAGGCGCUGUGGGAGUUUAUCAGUACUGAACUCAUCUACAUCAACAAGCUUUUGAUCAUCAAAAAUCUGGUGAUUGCGGCUCUUGUCUACCUGCGGCAGCGUGGGCAUCUCCUGGAGAUGGCCCCUGCGAUGGUUUUCUCCAAUCUGCCCUCUGUCCUGUUUGCACACCAGCUGUUCUGGCAGGAAGUGAUUUAUCCCAUGUUACACGAAGUCCGAAAGACGGGAAAACCUUUUGAUCCCACGAGGCUAGAAGCUGGCUGCCUGCAGUUUCAUGAGCGCUUCUCCUCCUAUAAACAUUAUUGCUGGGAAGAGAAGAACAACCUGGAGUUCUCUCGGAGCCAGAUGGAGAACAACCCACAUUUCCUCACUUUUGUCCAGUGGGUGGAGACUCACCCUCAGUGUCAGCGGAUGCGUCUCGGAGAGAUGCAGGCCAAACCUCAUCUGCGGAUCACCAAGUAUCCCCUGCUGCUCAAAGCUGUGCUGAAGAACACUCAGGACCCCCAGGUCCAGCAGAAACUCAGAGGCAUGCUGUCCACUGUAAAUAACUUUUUGGAGAGCAUCAAUGACUACCUGCGGCUGAAAGAUGAGGAGCUGGCUCUCUCCAUCUCGGCCGAGAGGGUGGAGGGCUACGAGGUGGAGGGAAUAAAUGAAGAAAUUGACAAGCACGUUCGAGAGAUCUGCCAGUUCGACCUGACGUGCCCCAUCAGAGGAGUGGGGCCUGAAGUCAUACGGAAGCUGCUGCUGGAGGAGAACCUGAAGGUCCGCGGCAGAAAGGACAGUAAGCUGGAGGUGGUGGCUCUGCUUUUCUCGGAUGUGCUUCUCAUCACCAAAGUCCAGAAAAAGGGGGAACGACUGAAGGUGGUCCGGCCUCCUCUGGCCCUCGACAGGACUUUCUGCUUUGCGCUGAAAGACGGCUAUUCGUUUGUUCUGGUGGAGGUUGGGGAGUUGCAGAGCGCCAUGAACGUCCUCAUUUUUGUAGCCAGCACCUCCGACAGCUGCUCCACGUGGGUUUCCACGAUCCACAAGGCAAAGGAAACACUGAACAACCUGAGACAGACGGAAAACAGCAGACUGGAGAAGUUAAGACUACAUAAACCAGAGGCCAAACCGGUUUCAGAAGACAAGGCGGAGGUCACGGAGCCAGAAGAUCACAUCGUUACACUUCCAAAAAGUGAAUCAUUUGCAGAUGAAAUGACGAAAGGAUACAUUGGCUCUCACUCAGCGAACUAUUCCAGAGAAACACGGUAUCAGUCUCCGAAUGAGGUGGCUGCUAACAACUCUUCAUCGUCGUCAUUGCACUCUCGUCAUAUUCUUCAUACUCCCAGAUUACUGCACAGGAGGACUGCAGUCAAACAGCCUCAGAGCUCACAGUACGAAUGGAUCGAACUGAAAGGAUAUCAAGGUGCCAACCACACGACGGAGGACAAAUCUAGGAUUGCUGAAACUGCACUGACAGAUGACCACAGGUCAAAAUCCGUCGACAAUCUGGAUGUUUUCAGUCAGAGAUUCAACACGACGAGACCCCAGAAUCUUUUCCUUGGUGGACUACCAGACGUUGACUACCCAACAGAAGAAGAAAGCACUUUACAAAUUCACAGCCAGCCGGCGACUCCCAGCAACGGUCUGGCGUUGUUGGCGUUGCCGGGAGACCCUGGCUCCCGGCUGGACGGCCGCAGAUAUUCCAGCAGCAGUCAGUCCGAGGCGUCUCCAGAUAUCCGGAGCUUUGCAAGAAAUUUGAAGUCGCCUGGUUUACGGAGGAGGAGGCCGAUCAGCACGAACCAGAGCGCCUCACUUCAAGCACUGAAGCACUCCUCACAAGGCUCCACGCGGGCUGACGCUUCCCCAAACGACUACUCCGGUUCUAACUCGGACUCUGAGGUCAGUCUGGAUCUUAAAAGAAACUCUCUUGCCUCUGGCGGCAGCCCAAAUUCACACCGGGUGCUCAAACUGAGCUCCCUGAAGCCACACCAGGACAAGUUUUGGAAUAUGUUCGAAGAAGAUGAAGAUCGUCACAUCUUCUCUGAAUCUGAGCUUCCUGAUUUGAACCCCCAUCACGAAAAGCCUAAGCUGAAAACUCAGAGGAGUGCCUCCAAUCCCCAGAUUGUCAUUGAACCAGGACUUGAAGCUCGCCUGUACUCAAGCAGUAUGCGUACUAGCUCCCUCAGCUCGAUGCAUAAAUCAGACGAACGCCUGUCGCCGCUCAUGGGCCUCUUAGAGCGAGCUAAAGAAAGAAAGAGGGACAAAAACGUCCCACAGAUGAGAUUCAAGUACCCUCCUCCCUCGCCCUCGGUCUCCACCACUCCUUCACCCCCACCCAGCAACAGCGACAGAGACACGGAGUGGGAGGACACGCCGCCGCUGAUGAGAAGCAGAGCGCGCACCGUGAGUAAAGGAUGGAAGGAGCAGCUGGUGGACGGAGACGACGACAGCCUGAGGAACAGCAUGGCCUUCGCUGAUGGGGUGAACGUCGACUGGUCCGGCUGGUGCUUCGACGACGAUGAAGUCAUGGAUCAUCUGCAGCCCAGAGAGGAGACGCUCCUGGAAGGGAUCAACCGAUCUUUGAACUCUCGGGCUCUGAAGGACAUUUCGGAGCACAACGACGAGUGUAGUGAGGUAUAGCUCUGCAGCAGCGGAGUCGACACGUCCGUCAACCGUCUUUUGUCUAAUCAGAUAUUUUUAGUUUGUUCCACUUAACAAACCAAAAUAGACAACGAUGUACAAUGAACGUACCAGAACAACAUCACAUACGCCAUACCCUCGCUAAAUAGUGAAAAGAAAUGGAAAAAGGGCGCAGCGGCCUAAACAGUGAAAAAGAAAGAUAAACAAAAACAGAAAAGGGGAAUUUUGACAGUCUUUUUGACCAUCAGACUAAAUGAAAUCAAUCCAAAACAUGACAGAACAUUAGGGAUUGUGAGAGCUGUGCAGAUAAGUUUUUCAAGACUUCCGCUGCAGAAAACCACAUAUCAACAUUCACUUCCUUGCCACCAUAUGGACUGUGUGGGGGCUUCCAGUGUUCCACAAUGUUUUUUUGUUUGUUUGUUUUAGCAGCUUUUAAACCUGCCAACACUUUACGUUUCUUACAUUCAGGCACUGUAAAUGCAGAAAGGUGGUUCAAAAGUAAACCUGGUGUGACCACAGGUACUGCCUCUGAUAGAAAUGCUGCCAGUUCAGAGGCCACGCCCUGUCGGAGCUGGGUGACACAGAGCGCCUGGGAUUUUCAAUGUGCACGAUCGACCAGCAGUGAGUUUCAUAAGGCAUCGUUUGCAAGGUCUUAAAUAAGUCAUGUGGGAAAAGUUAGAAUGACUCUGCUGAUGUUCGUUAUAGUAGGAGGUGAGCUUAAUAGAGGCCGAAACCCUUUUCUAAUCAGAUUCCCUCUCCGACCCCGGGACGUCCUCCCUCCACAUCCAGUCCACUGGGAGUGUUUCGUAUUCAGCCUCAUGCUCGUCAACCAUCGGAGGCUCGUCACAAAAUGUUGGCUUUCAAAUUAGUGUGUGAAUGUGCAUUUCAUAGAGGUGAACUGAUCAAGACAAAGAAAUUUUUUUUAAUUACAAAAAAAAAACAAAAAUUGAACAAGCAGACAUAUUUGCACAAAAAAACAAAACUGCUAUGUAUAGUGUACUUAAAGUACAAA
Messenger RNA from Salarias fasciatus (jewelled blenny), 4187 nucleotides. RefSeq names its product pleckstrin homology domain containing, family G (with RhoGef domain) member 6 (gene plekhg6). Gene Ontology annotation, cellular component: axon; plasma membrane; endocytic vesicle. Gene Ontology annotation, biological process: endothelial cell migration; Rho protein signal transduction. Gene Ontology annotation, molecular function: guanyl-nucleotide exchange factor activity. The record is from RefSeq and is a predicted model, not a curated record. The coding region runs from base 35 to 3175 and encodes 1046 amino acids. The transcript has 15 exons. NCBI's taxonomy places the organism in Eukaryota, Metazoa, Chordata, Actinopteri, Blenniiformes, Blenniidae.